Acomys russatus (golden spiny mouse) is the source of this 1555-nucleotide messenger RNA. RefSeq names its product sorting nexin 8 (gene Snx8). Gene Ontology annotation, molecular function: phosphatidylinositol binding. Bases 1 to 1431 code for a protein of 476 amino acids. The record is from RefSeq and is a predicted model, not a curated record. Lineage: Eukaryota; Metazoa; Chordata; Mammalia; Rodentia; Muridae. The transcript has 11 exons. Gene Ontology annotation, biological process: retrograde transport, endosome to Golgi.
AUGGCGGUGCGUCCGUCUAAGGCCAGCGCCUGGGAGACUGAUGCAGAGGGGAUAGUCCAUGUGCUGAGUCAGCACAGGGUAUGUGCCGGGAGGCCCCACUCCCUGAACAGCUGGCUUUACCUGUCAUCUCCCGUGUCUCCCUCAGGCCCACAAACAUCCCAGGUCACCGAGUGGCGGGACCUGGAUCCCAGGCGAAUGCAGAUGCCUCAGGGGAACCCGCUGCUGCUGUCCUACACCCUGCAGGAGCUGCUGGCCAGGGACACGGUGCAGGUGGAGCUCAUCCCUGAGAAGAAGGGACUGUUCCUCAAGCAUGUGGAAUACGAGGUUUCCAGCCAGCGCUUCAAGUCCUCCGUGUACAGACGCUACAAUGACUUCGUGGUCUUCCAUGAAGUGCUGCUUCAUAAGUUCCCAUACCGCAUGGUGCCAGCCCUUCCGCCCAAGAGAGUGCUGGGAGCUGACAGGGAGUUCAUCGAGGGCCGCCGGAGGGCCCUGAAGCGCUUCAUCAACCUGGUGGCCCGGCACCCGCCCUUCUCAGAGGACGUGCUGCUUAAGCUCUUCCUCUCCUUCAGUGGCUCCGAUGUUCAGCACAAGCUCAAGGAGGCAGCCCAGUGCACGGGAGAUGAAUUCACGAACUGUAAGCUGGCUCCUAGGGCCAAGGACUUCCUCCCAGCUGACAUCCAGAAUCAGUUUGCCAUGAGCCGGGAGCUGAUCCGGAAUGUCUACAACAGCUUCUACAAGCUCCGAGACAGAGCCGAGCGGAUCGCGUCCCGGGCCAUUGACAACGCUGCUGAUCUUCUCAUUUUCGGGAAGGAGCUCAGUGCUUUAGGCUCCGACACCACCCCUCUGCCCUCCUGGGCUGCCCUGCACCUCAGCACGUGGGGCUCUCUGAAGCAAGCGCUCAAGGGCCUGUCGGUGGAGUUCGCGCUGCUUGCAGACAAGGCUGCGCAGCAGGGUAAAAAGGAAGAGCACGAUGUGGUGGAGAAGCUGAGCCUCUUCUUGGAUCUGCUGCAGUCCUACAAAGACCUGUGUGAGCGGCACGAGAAGGGCGUGCUUCACAAGCACCAGCGGGCACUGCACAAGUACGGCCUGAUGAAGAGGCAGAUGAUGAGCGCCGCGCAUGGCCGAGAGCCCGAGUCCGUGGAGCAGCUGGAGUCACGGAUCGUGGAGCAGGAGACCGUGAUCCAGACGAUGGAGCUCCGAAACUACUUCUCCCUAUACUGCCUGCACCAGGAGACUCAGCUCGUCCAUGUCUACCUGCCUCUCACCUCGCACAUCCUGGGGGCCUUCGUGAACUCCCAGAUCCAAGGGCACAAGGAGAUGAGCAAGGUAUGGAAUGACCUGAAGCCGAAGCUGAGCUGCCUCUUUGUUGGACCUCACAGCGUGUUGACGCCACCGCGCUCCCCGCAGGAGGACGGCGUGUGUUCCCACUAGUGGCACGGCCCGCAACAGAGCUCCCUGUGGCCUCACUAAAACCUCUUUGCAAACAGUGUGUCCCUGGCUGAUUCCCUCCAGGCAGCAGCCGUGGCCCUGAGCUGCCUGUGGGCUGUGCUGGUGG